AUGAACUUGAAGGUUGCCUCACCAAUCCGACUCGCCAUUCUCGAGGCUGACACACCCUUACCCAAUACCAAAGCCAAGUUUCAAGGGUAUGGCGGUGUCUUUGAGUUGUUGUUGAGAUCAGGCGCAAAGGCGCUGGAACGGCCGGAUUUUGAUGCCACCACGGGCCUUGAGAUCUCGCGUUGGCAGAUCGAGUUGGAGCCGGAAAAGUAUCCGAAUCCAGAGGACAUUGACGCUAUCUUGAUAACAGGCUCAAGGCAUGACUCAUUUGCCGAUACACCCUGGAUCAAUACACUGGUCGAAUAUACUGCCAAAAUCCUGACCGAGACUUCUGUGCGGGCAAUUGGUGUUUGUUUCGGACAUCAAAUCAUUGGCCGUGCUUUGAAAGCCGGUGUUGGCCGCAAUCCAGAUGGGUGGGAAGCUGCCGUGAAUGAUGUCCAGCUCAGUGAGAAAGGAAAGGAGAUAUUCGGCGUGGAUAAAAUUAGAAUCCACCAGAUGCAUAGGGAUAUCGUGUUCAACUAUCCCGAGGGCGUUGAAGCACUCGGUUCUUCACCUGUCUGCAAGGUCCAGGGCAUGUACGUGGCUAAGAAACUCAUCACCGUGCAAGGCCACCCGGAGUUCAACGAGGAGAUCAUGACCGAGAUCCUUGACACACGCCAUGCAACCGGUAUCUUUGAUGACGAGGCGUACAAUGCGCAUUUUAAAAAGGUUGCACUACCGCACGACGGCCUGGUUGUCAGCAAGGCGUUUUUGAGAUUUUUGUUAGAACAAUGA
Messenger RNA from Exophiala bonariae, 771 nucleotides. RefSeq lists its product as uncharacterized. NCBI's taxonomy places the organism in Eukaryota, Fungi, Ascomycota, Eurotiomycetes, Chaetothyriales, Herpotrichiellaceae. Gene Ontology annotation, cellular component: nucleus; cytosol. The coding region runs from base 1 to 771 and encodes 256 amino acids. The record is from RefSeq and is a predicted model, not a curated record. The transcript is spliced from 3 exons.